Momordica charantia (bitter melon) is the source of this 1204-nucleotide messenger RNA. RefSeq names its product protein RER1B. Gene Ontology annotation, cellular component: Golgi membrane. Lineage: Eukaryota; Viridiplantae; Streptophyta; Magnoliopsida; Cucurbitales; Cucurbitaceae. Gene Ontology annotation, biological process: protein retention in ER lumen; retrograde vesicle-mediated transport, Golgi to endoplasmic reticulum. The record is from RefSeq and is a predicted model, not a curated record.
UUAUUUUUGGUCCAAACGAGGGCGAAGCACAUAAUUUUGGAGAGGGCGCUUAGAAAAUUGAAGCCACCCCACGAAUUCAGUCUUCAUUGAUCGUUGCUUGCCAUAUACGGCCUCUCUCUUCUCAUCCAUAUACUCUUCUUCCACUUCCUUUUCGGAUUUUCGAGGAAAUGAAAUGCGAACGGUGGGAAGCAGCAGGAGAUCUACAAUUCAUUUGACUUUCCUUGUUCUUGGCAAUAGAUUCGAUCGACGCGCUUGUUUUGCUCCUGGCCGUACUUAAUUGAUUGACCUAAAGUCAUUCUUUACGAUUCGCAGGAUAUCUAGGGGAUAAUUUUUUAUGGAAGGAGUUGGGGACGACGCGGCCUCAGCAGUAGCACCUCUGGCCAAGUGGAGAAACGAUUUUGCCAGAGCAUUUCAGUAUUACUUGGAUCGAUCCACUCCUCACCCAGUCCAGAGGUGGUUGGGAACCCUUCUUGUUGCAGCAAUUUAUGUGUUGCGUGUUUUCUACGUUCAAGGGUUUUAUGUUGUUUCAUAUGGCUUGGGAAUCUAUAUCUUGAAUCUCUUGAUUGGGUUUCUGUCGCCGAAGGUUGAUCCUGAGCUCGAUGUUUUAGACGGAGCUUCCUUGCCUACUAAAGGUUCUGAUGAGUUUAGGCCCUUCAUACGCCGCCUUCCGGAGUUCAAGUUUUGGUACGCCAUCACCAAAGCUUUUUGUAUUGCCUUCUUCAUGACCUUCUUCUCACUCUUUGAUGUUCCUGUCUUCUGGCCCAUUCUUCUUUGCUAUUGGAUUGUUCUAUUUGUCCUGACAAUGAAGCGCCAGAUCAUGCACAUGAUCAAAUACAAAUAUAUUCCUUUCAGCAUUGGGAAACAGAGAUAUACAGGAAAGAGGCCUUCUGCAAGUAGCAGCGGCAUUUCAAGAGACUAAGUUCCAUCACUCACUCACUCACUCACGCCCCUCUGGUUAGUAGUAGUAGACAGAAGAAGUGUGCAGCAUUCCAACUCUUUCUUCAGUUUCCCUAAACGAGCGCAAUCCAAACACCGCUUGAAGAACCCAGCUUUUGGUAAUAUGUGAUGUUGUAAUAGGUUCUCUCUUUCCCGUCCCGUGUCGAUCACAAAUUAUAUUCUAUACUUAGUUUUUCUUCUUGUGUUUGUACUGUCUAAUCUCUAGGCUCUAAUACAAUAGAAGGAAGCUGGCUUAUAAUUUUUUCUA